Messenger RNA from Naegleria fowleri, 372 nucleotides. RefSeq lists its product as uncharacterized. Gene Ontology annotation, molecular function: thyroxine 5'-deiodinase activity. The transcript has a single exon. The coding region runs from base 1 to 372 and encodes 123 amino acids. The record is from RefSeq and is a predicted model, not a curated record. Lineage: Eukaryota; Heterolobosea; Eutetramitea; Acrasida; Naegleriidae.
AUGGUGAAGACAUUCAAAUCUCGAGUGUUUUUCUUAACAGUUUACAUUAAAGAAGCACAUGCAUGUGAUGAGUGGAAGUUGGGAGACAAUAUUUGCAUUCAACAACACAAAUCCAUUGAGGAACGAUUGGAUGCCACUAAACUCAUGAUGAAGGGUUUGAAUUAUCAUAUUCCUACUGUUGUGGACGGAAUUGAGAAUUCCUUUGAAAAGAUGUUUGCUGUCUGGCCUGAGCGUUACAUUUUAUUGGAAAAUAAUGAUGCCAAAUUGUUGCAUGUGAGCAAUCCUGAAGCGUAUGGACAUAAUCCUCAAACAUUCUGUCGAGUGUUGAUGGAUUGUGAGCUUACUAAAGUUGCUCCCAAUACUAUGGAAUAA